Molecule: messenger RNA, 1104 nt
Organism: Fusarium fujikuroi IMI 58289
Lineage: Eukaryota; Fungi; Ascomycota; Sordariomycetes; Hypocreales; Nectriaceae
Exons: 1
Coding region: 1-1104 (367 amino acids)
Source: RefSeq, a predicted model, not a curated record
AUGAGGUUGCAAGAUGAACUUGGCAGGAAUUACGCAUACAAAUACCACUAUGAUAGCGAUAUGGCAGCACCACUCAUUGCUAAAACCUCUCGACCAGUCAACGCGGCGGAAAAGUGCAACAUCUUUAUGGUAGAUCUCGAAGACUUACGUCUCUUAUUCACUGACGUAGAGAAUUUCCCCGAAUACGCAGUGUUCAAUGGCACUUUUCACUUAGGAAUGGAUUGCAGUGUUGACGAUAUAGCUUCACCUCCCGUUGUUCUAUACAGUGUUGAUGACUGGUCUCUAAUAAACAAGUUUACAGACACUCAUCUCAACAGCGAUGGCGGUAUAAACUGGUUGAGAAACUUCCAGAUCUAUAAUAACUUUAUCUUAAUUACUUACGUCAUGUUUGACCAGAUAUGGGAUAUAACCCAGAUUUGGAUGGAUAUUUGGGACGUUCAAGGAACGAAACGUGGCGAAAUCAUGGUUCCUGAACAAGGGUUUGCAGACGACCCAUUCCGUUCUAAGGACGGCAGUCACUAUUUGACGAUACUUAGCAACCCUUUGUUCGAAAGCGUCCCACAAACUGUCCAAACAUGGGACCUGGAACGGAUGGAGUUGACAUAUGAAUGCACCAUCACCCAAGAAGACAGGGAUAAAGAUCAUGGCUGCCAUGCAACAAAUGGCAUUGUGUAUAUUUGUAACAACUUGACGGAGAUUUCUGAGUACUGGGCUGUCGAUGGUAGACCCAUUUCCAGGAAAGUUACAGAGAUGGAAUUCAACUCGAAUCACUCGAGAAAGUUCUCAGAUGGUAGCAGGAUUGUAUGGGACAAGUGGCUUACACUGUACACGAAGGAGGGAGAUGUAGUGAAGCAGGUAAAAGGGUACUACCGCCUUGAAGCUGGCAUACUUUUUGACAGAUUCAUAUUUAGCAUGUCUUGGCGUGAGAAGUCGAAACAUGCUAUCUUUAUGGUUCAUUCCAAGACUGAAAAGAAAUUGGCAUGGAAUAGUUUAGAUGUGAGAGGGCGCUGCUUGAGAUGGUUCAUUAACAUUGGGGGACGCCUCGUUUUGAUCUGGGAUAUGAGCACAUGUAUGGAAAUUGUAGAUUUCCGUGGGCUUUUGUAA